UGCAGCUGCAGCAGCUGGAUUCACAACAUGAGACCACAUCCAAAACAUGCCGCGGCCGCCGCUUUCCCCAUCCUGAGCCGUCGCACACACGCUGGACACUUGAAUGUGGACGCGGGGAGGAAGACGAGGGAUGUAGCCGCAAUGGAUAAAUGAGGAGCCGCACAUGGACUUGAGCUUUUCCCUCUGUAGAUUCCGGUGUGAGAAGAUUCGCCCUCCCUGUUCUUGGCCAUGGAGAACCAGGCAGUCGAGCCGCAGAACUAUGAAGAUGUACAGAAGAGCGGCUAUCUCCGCAAGCAUAAAUCAAUGCACCGGCGCUUCUUCGUGCUGAGGGCGGCCUCGGAGCACGGUCCCGCUCGGCUGGAGUAUUACGAGAACGAGAAGAAAUUCCGCAGUAAAUCACCUGUGCCCAAGAAAGUCCUGAACCUGGAGACUUGCUUCAACAUCAACAAGCGCGCAGAUUCCAAGAACAAGCACAUGAUCGUCCUCUACACCCGCAGCGAGAGCUUUGCCAUCGCAGCAGACAGCGAGGAGAUCCAGAACGAGUGGUACCAAGCCAUGUUGGACCUCCAGUGCAACUGCAAAACCCCGGAGGACUACGGCAGUAGUGGAGAGUGUAGCUCUCCGUCUCCUGUUCCGACCUUCAAGGAAGUGUGGCAGGUCAAGGUGUGGCCCAAAGGCCUCGGACAUGCCAGGAACUUGGUGGGCAUCUACCGGCUGUGCCUAACUGACAAGACCGUCAACUUUGUCAAACUCAACUCCGAUGUGGCUGCUGUGGUGCUGCAGCUGAUGAAUGUCCGCAGGUGCGGACACUCAGAGAACUUUUUCUUCAUCGAGGUGGGCCGCUCAGCAAUAACGGGCCCCGGAGAGUUCUGGAUGCAGGUGGACGACUCGGUGGUGGCCCAGAACAUGCACGAGACCCUGCUGGAGGCCAUGAAGGCCCUGAGCGAGGAGUUUCGUCAGCGCAGUAAGUCUCAGUCCGUUGGAACGUCGUGCGGAGGCGGCACCGCUUCAAACCCCAUCAGUGUCCCGAGCCGUCGCCAUCACCCAAACCUGCCACCGAGUCAAGUGGGCUUCUCCAGGCGAGCGCGUACCGAGACCCCGGGAGGUAGCAGCACGAGCACUUCACCCACGUCACGCCACGGGUUCCCGAGGGCGCGCACGGCCAGCAUCGGAGCCAGGUCGGAGGAGGGCGGAGCCAGUGCCAAAGGGACGUGGGCGAGCUCCAGUCCGAGUCUCAACGGAUCCUGUUCCACCACACCAACGUUGAGGCCCAAGCCCACCAGGGCCCCAACCCCUGCCAAGAUUACCCUCAGCCUUGCACGUUACACACCAAACCCUGCUCCCUCUCCCGCACCAAGUCUGUCCUCCAGCUCUGGUCAUGGAUCGGAGUGUGGCCUGGUGGGGGCAGCAGUGGGCAGCAUGACAAUCUGCUCCUACCCCCGUGUUUCUCAGAGAGUCUCCGUUUCUGGUUCGCCGAGCGACUACGGAUCUUCGGACGAGUACGGCUCCAGUCCCGGCGAACACUCUCUGCUCAUACCCAGUCUGUCUGGUCAUCACGCACACGGGGAUGGCUCCUCGAGCUACAUAGUCAUGGGACAGCGAGAGGGCCUCCUCGGUUCUCAUCACCGCUCCAAAGGCAGACGGAUUCUCCGUCGCUCAUCCAGUCGAGAGUCUGAAGCAGAGCGUAGACUUUUAAGCAAGAGGGCUUCACUACCUUUGGCGUCCCAAGAACGACUGAUCCCACAUAGAAAAGAUGAAAACGAUGAGGACGAUGAAGAAUAUGCCAUCAUGUCACAGACUGCUAGCAGAGACAGAGCUGACUUGCACCACGGCUCGGUUGGGGGCGGGCAGCUUGAUGCAGAGAAAAGGAAGAGGGCUGAAAAAAGCAGAGGAGAAGUGAACACGGGAGCGGCUGUGGAUAGCGGCUAUAUGUCAAUGUUGCCUGGAGUGACAUCCCCUCCUGUUUCUCUCUCUCUUUCGAUCGGUAUCUCUGACACCGGCGCCAAACCCGGGGCAGAUGACGAGUAUAUGGCCAUGACUCCCAGCAACAGCGUGUCCCCUCCUCAGCACAUCCGUCAGCCCAGCUCGGAGGGCUACAUGGUCAUGUCUCCCAACAGCAGCAGCGCCACGGACCUGCACGGACUGGGCAUGUGGGAGAGCCGGGCCGGCAUGGAGAGCAGGGCGGCCAGCGACUACAUGAACAUCUCGCCCGUCAGCAGCCGCUCCGCCUGCAGCACGCCGCCGUCCCACCCUGAGCAGCAUCAACUACAACCAAAAAUGUUCAAUUCUUACUUCUCCCUACCCCGAGCUUAUCAACAUACUCUGUACACUCGCUUUGAGGAGGACUUGAAUAAAGGGGAGGGAAAAAAAGACGGCAGCGGGCAUGACAGCGCCGGGAGGGGAGGGGGAGUGGGAUACAGCAAGAGGAAUAAAAUUGCAGUGGGCCCGGCAGGAGGCUGCCAGCUCUCCAUGUCUUCCUCUUCUUUCUCCUCCAGCUCAGCAAGCAGCGAAAGCCUGGAAGACAAGUCCAUAUCAGCUGGGAGAGGGUUAAGUUUACUGAGAGCUGGAGCAGAACACAAGAGUGCAGGGACUUGUACGAAAGAUGGCCGUCACCACCAAAAACGUGCGUCCAGCAGUAAAAGUCCAAAGCAGCAGAGGAGAGGACGCCCCCUCAGUGUGUCGUCGGACAUCGCCAAGGCAAACACCCUGCCCAGGGUGAAGGAGAAUCUGCCACCGUCGCAGAAUGUCGGCGAGUACGUCAGCAUCGUUUUCAAGGAUGACAAUAAAUACGAGGGCGGCCGCGGCGCGCGGUCUGAACGUGGACAAUCCGUGAUCCAUGGAACACUUCGACCCUUGAAUCAGCCACUCAUCUGCCAUGAUAAUCCCGCCAACCUUCCCCGCAGCUUCUCCGCGCCAUUGUCCACCUCGUCGGAGUACGUCAGCAUGGAUUUAGGGAAAUCCUCGACACCCCUGACUCAUGUCAGAAGCACAUUCAACACCCCGCAGGGCUCACCAGCUGUUGUCCCCAAAAACCGACAAGAACACGGCUCGUCGUCUCCGCUGGCGGCAGAGAGAAUCUCCGGGUACAGAAGUAAAGGAAAGAUGGCGGCAAUGGCAACAGAUGUCCCGACACCAUUUGCAGACAGCAGCGGUUCAGACCCCAGCAUUUCAGCACGACCUGCCAUCCGCUCCGGGCAGCAGAUAACCAUGGAGUCAGAGAGCGCUUUGAGUUUUUCCCCAGUGAAGUCCUUCCAAUCUCCCGAUCGCAGCGGCAGACUGGUCCGAGGUGACCAGGCGGGACGCCUGGGCCAUCGCUCAGAGACAUUCAGCUCACCCCCGUCUCUACCACGCCACGCAUCCUCUUCUACCUCCCUCUUCCCAGAGGGCAGCCAGGCAGCAAGCCAUCGGCAUGGGUUGGACUGCUCACUGUGGGAGAGCGGGCAGGCAGCUAGUUUGUCAGCCACACCUCCACCACAAGCCUCCACCUCAUCUGCUGAACAAGGCCUUAACUAUAUUGACCUUGACUUGGCCAUUAAGGAGAGUCCUCAAGCUGGAGUGGAGCAUACCUCUCCAGCCUACAACAUUGGAGGGAGCGCUAUGGGUAGCAGUGCUGGCUCCAGCCUCAACACUUAUGCCAGUAUUGAUUUCUAUAAGUCCGAAGAACUGAGAGCACACCAGAACAGUAGAAAAGACGGUCAAGACUGUUGAUCUCCGUCUUCGUCUUGGAUCCGAGCGCG
Messenger RNA from Salarias fasciatus (jewelled blenny), 3737 nucleotides. RefSeq names its product insulin receptor substrate 1-B. The transcript has 3 exons. Gene Ontology annotation, cellular component: cytosol; plasma membrane. The record is from RefSeq and is a predicted model, not a curated record. Gene Ontology annotation, molecular function: insulin receptor binding; phosphatidylinositol 3-kinase binding. Bases 229 to 3708 code for a protein of 1159 amino acids. Gene Ontology annotation, biological process: insulin receptor signaling pathway. Lineage: Eukaryota; Metazoa; Chordata; Actinopteri; Blenniiformes; Blenniidae.